CAAACCAUCAUCACUUCUUUUGCAUUGUGUGGAAACUUCAAGUUUUUUUUUUCUUUUUCCUUCAUCUUCCCUUGGUAACAAACUUUCUCCAAACAGAUUAUAAGAAAAUUAAAUCUCAGCAAGAACUAAGAUGAAGUUCCCGGUUGUACAAAUUUGUAUCAUCUCUCUGCUCCUCACAUCUUCUUUGUUCAUGCUCUCAACCGCCGAUACGUCAACGUGCGGCGGAAGAUGCAAUGUGAGAUGUUCAAAGGCAGGAAGACAGGACCGUUGUCUCAAGUAUUGCAAUAUAUGUUGCCAGAAGUGCGAUUGUGUACCUUCGGGAACUUAUGGAAACAAAAAUGAAUGCCCUUGUUACCGCGAUAUGAAGAACUCCAAAGGCACAUCUAAAUGUCCUUGAACAUGUUUCAGAAGAUGAUUAUCCUUAUAGACAAAAAUAUCUAAAUUUUAUAUAUAAGGCCAUGUUAAGAUUGUGUUUGAUGCAUGAAAUAAUAAGUUUAAGUACUCGUUAUGUAUGAAAAUGUGGGAGAUCUUGCCAAUAAAAUGAGAUUUAUAUUUUCAAUAAGAUGGUUUUGUACUUCAAAUAA
Capsella rubella is the source of this 584-nucleotide messenger RNA. RefSeq names its product gibberellin-regulated protein 10. Lineage: Eukaryota; Viridiplantae; Streptophyta; Magnoliopsida; Brassicales; Brassicaceae. The record is from RefSeq and is a predicted model, not a curated record. The transcript is spliced from 2 exons. Bases 131 to 397 code for a protein of 88 amino acids.